This is a messenger RNA of Quercus robur (English oak), 2550 nucleotides long. RefSeq lists its product as uncharacterized. The coding region runs from base 1 to 2550 and encodes 849 amino acids. NCBI's taxonomy places the organism in Eukaryota, Viridiplantae, Streptophyta, Magnoliopsida, Fagales, Fagaceae. The record is from RefSeq and is a predicted model, not a curated record. The transcript has 2 exons.
AUGGAUAAAAGUUGGAUGAAGAAGCAGAGGGGUUCAAGGGAAUAUAUUGAAGGUGUACUUAAAUUUGUGGAAUUUGCAUCAAAACAUGCAAGCGAUAGGAAAAUCUUUUGUCCUUGUACCAAAUGUGUGAAUAUGAAUUUGGUACUGCCAGGGGUGGCACGUGAACAUCUUUGGAGUAAGGGGAUGCUUCAAAAUUACACACUUUGGAAAUGGCAUGGGGAAUCGGCGGCUGUGCCAACUGCCACUGAAUGUGGGAGUAGUCAUGUCCAAGAGUCCUUAGAACAAUACGGUGACUUUCGUGGGAUGUUGCAUGAUUUGUGCCCCACGCAUGGAAUGCCACCUGAACCAAUGGACGAAGGGGAAACUGUGCAACAAUCGGCUCAAGGUCCAAAUGAUGGUGCACAAAAGUUUUACAAAAUGAUAGAUGAUGUGGACAAACCUUUAUAUGCUGGGUGUACAAAAUUUAGCAUAUUCUCAGCCAUCGUUGUGUUGUUCCAGUUGAAGACUCUUUGUGGUUGGACGAACAAGUCAUUUACUAUGUUGCUUCAACUCUUGAUGGAUAUGCUCCCUUCUGACGCUAAGUUGCCAAAGGACCAUUAUGAGGCUAAGAAAAUAGUUCGAGAUUUGGGUUUGGGGUAUGAGAAGAUCCAUGCUUGUCCCAAUGAUUGUAUACUAUUUUGGAAGGAGAAUGUUAACCUCGAGGCAUGUCCUUAUUGCAAAGAAAGUAGGUGGAAACCAAAUGAGGCAUCUGUUACAAAUAAUAAUGCUUCAUCUAGUAAGGGAAAGAAGAAAGCUGCAAAGAUCCUACGCUGGUUUCCCUUAAAGCCAAGAUUGCAGCGAUUAUUUUUGUCACCCGACUUGGCUAGUUCUAUGAAAUGGCAUGCUAAUGGUCGUACAGAGGACGGGGUAAUGCGGCAUCCUGCUGACUCGGAUGCAUGGAAAAUGUUUGACACUACGCAUUUACAGUUCUCGUCUGAGCCUCGUAAUGUCAGACUUGGAUUAGCUGCGGAUGGAUUUAACCCCUUCGGAAUGCUGAGUACUACUCACAGCACUUGGCCUGUCAUGCUAGUCCCUUACAAUCUCCCGCCUUGGUUGUGCAUGAAACGGUCAUCUUUGAUUUUAUCACUAGUUAUUCCUGGACCUAAAUCGCCAGGGAUUGCAAUAGAUGUGUACUUGCAACUCUUAGUAGAAGAAUUGAGGGAAUUAUGGGAUGUUGGAGUAGAAGCGUACGAUGCAUCUUCAAAAAAUGUAUUCCAAUUGCAUGCAGCAUUGAUGUGGACGGUACAUGACUUUCCUGCAUACGCAGAUGUGUCGGGUUGGAGUACGAAGGGUAAGUUUGCGUGUCCUUGUUGUGCCUCAGAGACCGACUCCAAAUAUUUAAAAAAUGGCCGCAAAUUUUGUUACAUGGGACAUAGGCGAUGGUUGGGUAGUGACCACGAAUUUCGGAAAGAAGAUACUUUAUUUGAUGGAUUCACUGAUAUGCGAGUGGCUCCUGUGCCACCAGUUGCGUCAGACAUAAUUGUGGACACUGAAACUUUACUUACACGUUGUCUGGGAAAGAAAUGUCGAGAAAAAUACAACAAAAGAAAGAGAGGUGAGGCAAACCAGUGUGUUUGGAAGAAGAGAAGUAUUUUUUUCACAUUGCCUUAUUGGAAGGAUCACAAGUUGCGACACAAUCUUGAUGUGAUGCAUAUAGAGAAGAAUGUGAUGGACAAUAUACUUGGCACUUUGCUGAACGUAAAGGACUGGACAAAGGACAAUUACAAGGCACGCCUUGACUUGGCGGAAAUGGGAAUAAGGAGAGAACUCCACCUACAGCGAAAAGGUGAUGAUAAGUAUAUGAUACCGCCUGCGUGUUUUCAUAUGACUGUAUUGGAGAAAGAUGGUUUCUUGCAAGUUUUGCGAGACGUAAAAGUGCCCGAUGGAUAUGCUUCCAACAUCUCCCGCCGUGUCAACCUCAAAGAACGUAAGAUUUCUGGUUUAAAGAGUCACGAUAAUCACAUCCUGAUGCAACAACUCCUUCCAAUUGCUUUACGAGGAUCUUUGCCAUCGCAUGUUAUUAAGCCUUUGAUAAAGUUAGCUUGUUUUUUUAGGAAAAUUUGUUCGAAAACCCUUACGGUGUUUGAUAUUGCGAGUGCUGAGGCUGACAUUGCAGUGACGUUGUGUGAAUUAGAAAAGAUAUUUCCUCCAUCUUUCUUCACUGUGAUGGUACAUUUGGUCAUGCACUUGGCUACUGAAACCAAGAUUGGUGGUCCAGUUCAGUACCGUUGGAUGUACCCCAUUGAGAGGUACCUCUCACGCCUUAAGUCUUAUGUAAGAAACAAGGCUGCUCCAGAAGGGUGUAUUGCCGAAGGCUACAUAGUGGAGGAAUGUUUAACGUUUUGUUCACGGUAUAUGGAAGGAGUCAAAACUAUAUUCUCACGACCCACAAGGACGAUGGAGGAGUCAACAGGGGUGGUUUCAAGUGUGGCACUAGAAAGUAGGGAAUUGACCCAAGCUCAUCGCUAUGUGCUAUUCAAUUCCGAGAACAUUUACCAGUUUCGUGAGUAA